GUCAUCGAAAUUCGAUUGACGCGAAUGAUAUGAUUUUUAUCUGUACCAUUCCAUAUAGAAUUAAUUUAAUAUAACCAUUGUUGAUUGUCAAUAAGAUGCGAGUUGAUGUUUGAUGCUGUUUCGCACGUGGACACGAGCAUUGACGUAGCAGUUCGCGGUACUGUCAGUUAUCUGAUACAAGUUUCAUCAAACGACGAAUAUGGCUGAUCAAAAACCAGACAUUGAGUUAGAUUGGGUGAAAAUACGAGAAGAUUUGGACAGUGAAUUUCUUGGCGAGACGGUAUUCGACAAAGCGAAACGUAAAACACGAGAGAAUCCACUUGUACCUAUAGGUUGUCUUGCAACUACAGCAGCACUUUCUGUAGGACUCAUCAGCUUUGUGAGAGAAAAAAGCCAGAUGCAACAAUAUAUGAUGCGUGCACGUGUUGGUGCUCAAGCAUUUACCAUAGUUUGCAUAGUUGCAGGAUUUAUUUUGUUACCUAAAUCAAGUUAAGAUGUUAUGUAACAUUUAUUUAUACAAAUGUCAUUAAUAUCUGCUGUAGUAUAUGAAAUGCUCUUAUAAUCGUAUUGGAUGCAAUAUGUAUCUAAUAUGGGUAAAUAUUAUAUUGUCUCCAAAAUAACACUCAUAAAUUAUCAAACGCAUGAAUUGAGAAAAAUUAUUUAUGGUAACAUCUGUAAAUUAAUAUUUUUAUCUAUAAAAAUAUAUUUCUAAUUGUAAUUAUUAACCAAAA
This is a messenger RNA of Formica exsecta, 731 nucleotides long. RefSeq names its product HIG1 domain family member 2A, mitochondrial. The record is from RefSeq and is a predicted model, not a curated record. Gene Ontology annotation, biological process: mitochondrial respirasome assembly. The transcript has 2 exons. Gene Ontology annotation, cellular component: mitochondrion. The coding region runs from base 200 to 493 and encodes 97 amino acids. NCBI's taxonomy places the organism in Eukaryota, Metazoa, Arthropoda, Insecta, Hymenoptera, Formicidae.